This is a messenger RNA of Penicillium paradoxum, 249 nucleotides long. RefSeq lists its product as uncharacterized. Lineage: Eukaryota; Fungi; Ascomycota; Eurotiomycetes; Eurotiales; Aspergillaceae. Bases 1 to 249 code for a protein of 82 amino acids. The record is from RefSeq and is a predicted model, not a curated record. The transcript has a single exon.
AUGGACCCCUGGCUGUUCACAUCAUCUGAUAUGGAUGAGCAGUUUUCAGAGAAUUUCGUCAUCAAGAAAGCGCACUGUGCCAUCAGUGCCACCGCUAGAGAGUUCCAACAACUCAGUUCAUCCGGAGGAGCUGCACAAAGGAAGAGACAGGGCUGCCAUAGACAAAGGAUUAGGGUGUCUUUGGACGAGACGGUCCAUGAUGUGUCGGAUGAUGGGGACGGACAUAAUAACUCCUCUGAUGAGAAAUGA